Messenger RNA from Microtus oregoni (creeping vole), 1741 nucleotides. RefSeq names its product free fatty acid receptor 4 (gene Ffar4). Gene Ontology annotation, cellular component: membrane. The transcript has 3 exons. The record is from RefSeq and is a predicted model, not a curated record. Gene Ontology annotation, molecular function: G protein-coupled receptor activity; peptide binding. NCBI's taxonomy places the organism in Eukaryota, Metazoa, Chordata, Mammalia, Rodentia, Cricetidae. The coding region runs from base 176 to 1267 and encodes 363 amino acids. Gene Ontology annotation, biological process: G protein-coupled receptor signaling pathway.
GGUGCGCCCUGGACGCCGCUCCUACGCCCAGUGCCUGGGCAGCUGCUCAGGCGGGAGGGGGCCAGAGGGGAGGUGUCGCAACUGACUCCCUCCCUCUUCCCCCCCCCGCCUUGGCACUCAGUUACCUCGCAGAUGAGCGCUCUCGCAGACUGCGGCGGGCGCCCGGGCGCCCGGCAUGUCCCCUGAGUGUGCGCAGACGACGACGGGCACUGGCCCCUCGCUCACCCUGGACCACCAAGUCAAUCGCACCCAUUUCCCUUUCUUCUCGGAUGUCAAGAGCGACCACCGGUUAGUACUGAGUGCCGUGGAGACCACCGUGCUGGGGCUCAUCUUUGUGGUGUCACUGCUGGGCAAUGCGUGUGCUCUGGUGCUCGUGGCGCGCCGUCGGCGCCGCGGAACGACAGUCAGCCUGGUGCUCAACCUCUUCUGCGCGGACUUGCUUUUCACCAGCGCCAUCCCUCUGGUGCUCAUCGUACGCUGGACCGAGGCCUGGCUACUGGGCCCCAUCGUCUGCCACCUGCUCUUCUACGUGGUGACCAUGAGCGGCAGCGUCACGAUCCUCACGCUGGCGGCGGUCAGCCUGGAGCGCAUGGUGUGCAUCGUGCGCCUGCAGCGCGGCUUGAGGGGCCCUGGGCGGCCGGCGCAGGCAGCGCUGCUGACUUUCAUCUGGGGUUACUCAGCGCUCACCGCGCUGCCCCUCUGCAUCUUGUUCCGAGUGGUCCUGCAGCGCCUUCCCGGCGGGGACCAGGAAAUUCCGAUUUGCACAUUGGAUUGGCCCAACCGCGUAGGAGAAAUCUUGUGGGAUGUGUUUUUUGUGACUUUCAACUUCCUGGUGCCAGGGCUGGUUAUUGUGAUCAGUUACUCCAAAAUUUUACAGAUCACAAAGGCGUCAAGGAAGAGGCUCACGCUGAGCUUGGCAUACUCGGAAAACCACCAGAUCCGAGUGUCCCAGCAGGACUACCGGCUCUUCCGCACCCUCUUCCUGCUCAUGGUCUCCUUCUUCAUCAUGUGGAGUCCUAUCAUCAUCACCAUCCUCCUCCUCUUGAUCCAGAACUUCAGGCAGGACCUGGUCAUCUGGCCGUCCUUCUUCUUCUGGGUGAUGACCUUCACGUUCGCCAACUCCGCCCUGAACCCCAUCCUGUACAACAUGUCGCUGCUCAGGAACGAAUGGAGGAAGAUUUUUUGCUGCUUCUUUUUCCCAGAGAAGGGAGCCAUUUUUACAGACACGUCAGUCAGACGAAAUGACUUGUCUGUUGUUUCCAGCUAACUAGCUGGAGCCAGGUGAACCGUUGUGUGCAUGUAAAGGGGGUUGCCUUCUGAGGGAGUCACUGGUGCACCCUGCUUUAAGAAAAUCCAACUUCCAAUGGCACACAUCUUCAGGGCCAGCAAAUUAAGGAAUGACCACUCCGUAUAAAAAUAUUUUUUUUCGGCUGGGCGGUGGUGGCGCACGCCUUUAAUCCCAGCACUCGGGAGGCAGAGGCAGGCAGAUCUCUGUGAGUUUGAGGCCAGCCUGGUCUAGAAGAGCUAGUUCCAGGACAGGAACCAAAAAAGCUACAGAGAAACCCUGUCUCGAAAAUAAAAAAAAAAAAAAUAUUUUUUUUCUUAAAAAGACUUUCUAUGGGUUGCUUUUUAUGGACUUUUUUAGUGUUUGUAAUAUGAUUGAGUUAAUAAAUUUUUAUUUAUAACUGUUCCUACAUAUAAACUUGUACCUUAUGACUGCUGAAAUAAACCUUGGAGGUGA